AUGCCACAGCAGCACGGGAAUGCCUCAGAAACACAUUGCCAACCAACCCGGCCCUCUGUAUGCUGCUUUGGACGGAGUUGGCAAAAUGGACGUGGGUUGAAAUCGGUCUCUGAAUGGCAGUUGUGGAAAGUCACUCCUGGCAAUCACACCCUAUCUCUGCUGAGUAUGACCGAGACGCAUGCUAGCGGGUUGAAUGGAGCAAUCGGGGCUGUGCACCGACCAGAGGACGGACAGCAGCAGAGAGGGACCCCAUCUGGGAGCCACGGUCAGCCAGUGGCCCUCAGCGAUACUGAUGUGCAGAAGCAGAUUAAGCAUGUGAUGGCUUUUAUUGAACAAGAAGCUGAUGAGAAAGCAGAAGAAAUUGAUGCAAAGGAAGAGCUCAACAUUGAGAAAGGUCGUCUUGCACAAACCCAAAGACUGAAAAGGAUGGACUACUAUGAAGAAAAGCAGAUUGAGCAGCAGACAAAAAUUCAGAUGUCUAAUUUAAUGAAUCAAGCUAGGCUCAAAGUCCUCAGAGUGAGAGGUGACCUAAUUACAGACCUGCUGAAUGGAGCAAAACAGAGACUCGGCAAAGUGGUAAAGGAUACAACCAGGCACCGGGUGAUCCUGGAUGGCCCGGUCCCAGGUUUGUACCAAUUGUCGGCGCUCCGAAUGAUCGUUCGCUGCAGGAAACAGGAUUUCCCUCCGGUAAAGGCCGCAGUGCAGAAAGCGAUUCCUAUGUACAGAAGCGCUGCCAGAAGAGAUGUUGAUGUCCACAUUGAUCAGGAGGCUGCCCUGCCUGAGGAAAUAGCUGGUGGAGUUGAGAUCUACAAAGGGGAUCGUAAAAUAAAAGUUUCCAGUCCCCUAGAAAGCCAGCUGGAUCUCAUAGCCCAGCAACAGAUGAUGCCAGAAGUACCGGGUGCUUUAUGUGGUGCAAAUGCCAACAGGAAGUUUUUGGGCUUAGCCUUUGGGAGCGGUGGACGUGAUCCACGGCUCUCUGGGAAGAAGGUGUUCCGAUCUGUGCCACUGACGCCUUGGCAGACUCUCUGGCUCGUUCUCAGAGGUGCUCCUGAGCCACCUCCUUCCCACUUCUGCAGGAGCACCGUGAACUUGUGUCUACCUCCCGCUGCAUCUAACACCGUGCCUGCUAUACAGAGGCUGCUAUAUAAACACACGAAUAAAUAA
This is a messenger RNA of Lynx canadensis (Canada lynx), 1164 nucleotides long. Its product is annotated as V-type proton ATPase subunit E 1-like. Gene Ontology annotation, cellular component: proton-transporting two-sector ATPase complex, catalytic domain. Lineage: Eukaryota; Metazoa; Chordata; Mammalia; Carnivora; Felidae. The record is from RefSeq and is a predicted model, not a curated record. Gene Ontology annotation, molecular function: proton-transporting ATPase activity, rotational mechanism. Gene Ontology annotation, biological process: proton transmembrane transport.